UUCUUCAUUAAAUCUCGUGUUUUUCAAUUCUUGAUUGUGUAAAAUGACUUGCAACUACAUAUCUUCUGCGUGAAGAAUACAUAAUAGAUGUUCUAAAAUCAAAACGUGAAGUCCAAGUGAUCCUUCUCAGUCUCUGCGGCAAAUUGUGUUUCAAAAGUUUCCUUUCUCUCUCCCUCACACAGUCACACACACACACAAACACACAGUUUGAGCAAGAACAGUAGUCGCACGGAAUAAAAAGAUUUGUCCUGCUCAUCCGUACAACGGACAAUAAAGUACAGAAAGAAUUCAAUACUUUGCCUACUCUUAAGAGCAAUUCUCUUGUGGGAGAACAUUGUGUACAAGGAACAAUUCACUUUUUUCCUUUUCUUUUACCCUCUUUCUCUCUUCACAAAUUUUGUUAAUUUUGAAGAAAUAAAAAGAGGGUUCACAGUAGGAUGAACAGAACUGAAAACUAAGCACAGAGAAAUGACUUGUCCCGGUAGUCGCCAAGACGCCAUUAAUGAAAGCCCUACUUGUCCUUCAUGCGGUCAUCCUUUCAAUCAUCAGGAAAAGAAAAGACAUGAUCUGAGCAGUUUGCCUGCCGGAAUGAAGUUUGAUCCGAGUGAUGUGGAGGUUCUUGAACAUUUGGAGGCAAAAGUGAGGUUGGAUGAUCAUAAGCUUCAUCCAUUGAUUGAUGAGUAUAUUCAGACCAUUGAAGGAGAGGAUGGAAUAUGCUACACCCACCCAGAGAACUUACCUGGAGCAAGCAAAUAUGGGCAAGUGAGACACUAUUUUCAUCGUCCAUUAAAGGCAUAUACCACCGGAACUAGAAAAAGAAGAAAAGUUCAUGCAGAUGAGGAUGGUAGUGAAACCCGGUGGCAUAAAACAGGCAAAACAAGGCCAAUUCUUGUUCAAGGGAAAGUUAAAGGAUACAAGAAAAUACUUGUGUUAUACACCAAUUAUGGGAAAAAAAAGAGACCUGAAAAAACAAAUUGGGUCAUGCAUCAGUACCACCUUGGCAACAAUGCAGAUGAAAAGGAGGGUGAGAUUAUUGUUUCUAAGGUUUUCUAUCAAACUCAACCUAGACAAUGUGGUUCCAAUGUCAAGGAUUCUUCUUCUAGGAUUAAACCUAAUCUUAACACCUCCAAUUUCGUCGAAUACUACAAUCCAACAUCUCUCUUCUCGUUUGAUAAGUUCGACCACAAUGAUCAGUCAUCUUCCCAUGUUCUUCCGAAAUUUCAAGUCAAUAAUAAUUCUUUCAUGUCUUGACCUUCCUUCAGUUCUCUCUUUUCUUUUCUUUAGUUGUCUGAAGGGUUUGGACAAGGUUUUAUCAAAGAUAAUAUUAUUGUACACUUGGAGCCUUCGAAUAGGUAAGUUGGCAUGUUCGUAGGUGAGUUCGUUCUUUUCACUCUCUUAUCUUACAACUUAACCCAUGAUUAUGAACACUUGUUCAAUAGAUUUUAGAAGUGAAAGCAGUAUCUACGGUGGAAUAAAUUAAUAUGCAAGGCACCAUGAUUAAGAAAAAUAAAGGUCUUAUUUGAGGCUGACAUAUAUACACUUCCCAAACUUUUUUUUUUUUUUUCUCUCAAUUAAUUUAUAUUUUAGCUUCUGAUGUAAUUUGAUUAUCUCUGUAUUGCUUAACUUAAUUUGGAUAGCUCAGGCUAACAAAAGUUGUACAUGUUUCCUGAUCUUCAACAAUGGGAGAAUAAUCAUAAAUGGGAAUGAAACAUUCAAAAUGUA
Messenger RNA from Olea europaea var. sylvestris, 1722 nucleotides. RefSeq names its product NAC domain-containing protein 73-like. The record is from RefSeq and is a predicted model, not a curated record. Gene Ontology annotation, cellular component: nucleus. NCBI's taxonomy places the organism in Eukaryota, Viridiplantae, Streptophyta, Magnoliopsida, Lamiales, Oleaceae. The transcript is spliced from 3 exons. Gene Ontology annotation, molecular function: transcription cis-regulatory region binding; DNA-binding transcription factor activity. Gene Ontology annotation, biological process: regulation of DNA-templated transcription. The coding region runs from base 469 to 1251 and encodes 260 amino acids.